CGCCAUGCUGACGGCGGAGACUUUCGUAUUGCUUCUGCUCGGCCUGCUGCGACGGGGAGGAGACGCUUUGCCCCAUGCGAGGUACUCGCAUGCCGGUCUAUGCCCCAAUGAUAUGAACCCCAACCUGUGGGUGGACGCCCAGAAGGGUCUGCCAUGCACCCGUACCCGUACAUAUGAUGCAGAAUGUGAGGCUUACGAGAAGUGUUGUCCGAAUGUCUGCGGGGCAAAGAGCUGCGUGGCCGCCCGAUACCUGGAUGUGAAAGGAAAGAGAGGUCCGGUCGGCAUGCCGAGGGAAGCAACGUGCGACUUCUUCAUGUGCCCCCAGCAAGGCUCCCGGUGCGACCUCUGGGACGGGCAGCCCAUCUGUAAAUGCAGAGAGCGCUGCGAGGGGGAGCCCAGCUUUACGUGCGCCUCCGACGGGCUGACCUACUACAACAAAUGCUUCAUGGAUGCCGAAGCUUGCGCCAAGGGGGUGGCCCUGACCGCGGUCACCUGUAAAUAUCACCUGCCCUGGCCCCACACCAGCCCGGCGCCUUUCGAGACGACGGCCAACCCGACCGUCCCUUCCGCCGAGGCGGCCGUCGUUAAUGUGGCCCCGCCCACUCUGGUCAGCGACCCGACUCACAAGGCCGUCCACGUGGGAGACACCGUCAGCUUUCACUGCGACGUCGCCGGCAAACCCAAACCCGAAAUAACCUGGGAGAAGGAAAUCGAGGGGAAGGAGAACCUGGUCAUGCGACCCAACCACGUGGUCGCAAACAUCGUGGUCACCAACAUCGCUCAGCUGGUCAUCUACAACGCCCGGUUACAGGACGCCGGCGUCUACGUGUGCGUAGCCAAAAACACCGGGGGCCUGGUCAAGGUCAACUUCCCCUUGUCGGUCAAAGAACAGCCGGCCAAGGAAAAAUCCAACAAGGCUUUUUUUCCGACCGACGAGUGUCUGAAGCCGCCGGACAGCGAGGACUGCGGGGAGGAGCAGACGCGGUGGCACUUUGAUGCCAAGAAGAACAACUGUUUCACCUUUGUGUACGGGAACUGCAACAGCAACCUGAACCACUUCGAGACGUACGAGUCGUGUAUGGCGACCUGCAUGAACGGGCCCGUCAACCUCUGCAACUCCCCCGCCCUGCAGGGACCCUGCAAGGCCUACGAGCCGAGGUGGGCCUAUAGCAAACUACUCAGCCAGUGCCAGUCCUUCAUCUACGGCGGGUGCGGCGGCAACGAAAACAACUUCGAGAGUAAAGAGACUUGCGAGGACAUGUGCCCGUUCCCCAAGAACCAGAAGUGCAAAGCGUGCAAGCCCCGGCAGAAACUGGUCACCAGCUUCUGCAGGAGCGACUUUGCCAUCCUGGGGCGCGUCAUGGAGCUGACGGAGGAUCGGGACUCGGGCAAUGCGCUGGUCUCCGUCGAGGAUAUCCUGAAAGACGACAGAAUGGGACUCAAGUUUCUCGGGAAGCAGCCGCUGGAAAUCACGCUGCUGAACGUGGACCGGAGCUGCCCGUGUCCCAACGUGACGUCCGUCGGCGGGCAGCUCAUCAUCAUGGGCGACGCGCGGAACGGCAUGGCCGUCCUGCAACCGCACAGCUUUGUCGGCGCGGCCAGUGCCCGCCGCAUGCGCAAGCUGCGCGAGGUCAUUCACAGCAAAACAUGCGAUCUUCUGAAAAAGAUUUUAGGCCAACCGUAA
Molecule: messenger RNA, 1684 nt
Organism: Nanorana parkeri
Lineage: Eukaryota; Metazoa; Chordata; Amphibia; Anura; Dicroglossidae
Gene: WFIKKN2
Product: WAP, follistatin/kazal, immunoglobulin, kunitz and netrin domain containing 2
Exons: 2
Coding region: 5-1684 (559 amino acids)
Cellular component (GO): extracellular region
Molecular function (GO): protein binding; serine-type endopeptidase inhibitor activity
Source: RefSeq, a predicted model, not a curated record